GGAGAAUUGACAUGAUAAUAUAUACUGCCAUCCUAUGCCACUUGUUUCUUCUGAAGCUGCUAUUCUGGUCCUCUCUAAGUCUACAAUUACUUUGUCUGACUAUCUUGAUUGAUUACUGAUGGCAUCGCAAAUCAUCUCCAGCAUAUCAGAAAAAGCCAAAGAAACAAUGUCUUCUGGCCAAUCUGCUAAGGUCGCCGACCUCUCCAAGGUUACGAAAGAUGUUUUCGACAAGAACAACAGAAUCACAAGCGACUUCGGUGUCAAACAGACAAACACCGACGAUUGGUUGAAGGUGGCGAGUGAGGACAAGACUGGUCCCAUGCUCCUCGAAGACCCAUUCGCUCGCGAGAAGAUUCAUCGCUUUGACCAUGAACGCAUUCCAGAACGUGUCGUCCACGCACGCGGUUCUGGUGCCUUUGGAAAGUUCACUCUCUUCGAGUCCGCUGCCGAUGUCACGUCCGCGGGGGUGCUCACUGACACCUCCCGCGAGACGCCGGUUUUCUUGCGAUUCUCCACUGUCCUUGGUAGCCGUGGGUCGGCUGAUACCGUUCGCGAUGUCCGUGGAUUCGCUGUCAAGUUUUACACUGAGGAAGGAAAUUGGGAUAUUGUUGGCAACAACAUUCCUGUCUUCUUCAUCCAGGAUGCUAUGAAGUUCCCUGAUGUUAUUCAUGCUGGAAAGCCUGAGCCUCAUAAUGAAAUUCCACAAGCACAAUCUGCCCACAACAACUUCUGGGAUUUCCAGUACAUGCACACUGAGGCCACUCACAUGUUCAUGUGGGCAAUGAGUGACCGGACUAUCCCCCGAUCGUACCGUAUGAUGCAAGGAUUUGGAGUGAACACGUACACCCUCACCAACGACAAGGGCGAGAGGCAUUUCGUUAAGUUCAUCUUCACCCCUGAGCUCGGCGUGCACAGUUUUGUCUGGGACGAAGCUUUGAAGAUUGCAGGACAGGACCCUGAUUUCCAUCGCAAGGAUCUCUGGACAGCAAUUGAGAGCGGGGCCUUCCCCAAGUGGAAGUUUGGUAUUCAGGUGCUGCCCGAAUCUCGGGAGCACGACUUUGACUUUGAUAUUCUCGAUGCCACUAAGGUCUGGCCAGAGGAUGAAAUACCCAUCCGCUACAUUGGUCAACUUGAAUUGAACAGGAACCCUGACGAGUUCUUUACGCAGACCGAGCAAGUCGCUUUCUGCACUGGUCAUGUCGUCCCUGGCAUUGGCUUCUCAGAUGACCCAUUGCUGCAGGGCAGGAACUUCUCGUACUCUGAUACUCAGCUGUCUCGUCUCGGUAUCAAUUGGCAAGAACUCCCUAUCAAUAAGCCAGUCUGCCCGGUUAUGAACUUUAACCGUGACGGCGCAAUGCGUCACACCAUCACUAAGGGAACCGUCAAUUACUGGCCUAACCGCUACGAGACCCAACCUCCCGCAACCAAAGAAGAGGGCGGGUACCUCGACUACCCAGAGAAGAUCGCCGGUAUCAAGGCCCGUAUGCGAAGCAAGAAGUUCAGGGAGCACUACAACCAGGCAGAGCUUUUCUACAACUCAUUAUCAUCACAUGAGCAGUCCCACGUUCUCAACGCUCUUGGCUUUGAACUCGACCACUGCGAUGACCCUCUUGUAUACACGCGCUUGACCGAGCGUCUCUCCUUCAUCGACCUCAAGCUUGCACAAGACGUAGCGGAGAUGGUCGGCGGUGACAUCCCACAAGAACAGAAGCGUCCGAAGCACAACAAGAAGGCGAAGGGCUUAUCACAAACCGAGUUCCCUCCCUUCGAACCUACUAUCGCCACGCGCCAGAUUGCCAUCAUCAUUGCCGAUGGCUACGAUGCCGUUGCAUACAACGCUAUCAAGGCUGCUCUCUCUGCCGCGGGUGCCCUCCCAUUCACCAUCGCCCCUCGGAGGAACAAGAUCUACGCCGAAGGCAAGGACAAGAGUACGGGCAAGGGCGUCGUUCCCGACCACCAUCUUGAAGGCAUGCGAUCCACCCUAUUCGACAGUGUCAUCGUACCCGGUGGCGCCAAGUCCGUAGAGACACUGCGAAAGAACGGCCGCGCCGUGCACUGGAUCCGCGAGGCGUUCGGCCACUUGAAGGCCAUCGGUGCUGUCGGCGACGCCGUCCAGUUCGUCCGCGACGCCGUCGACCUGCCCGGCAUGGCGUUUUCGGAGUCUGCCGACGUCGUUGACUCCUACGGCGUUGUCACUGCCUCGCAAGUGCAUCCCCAGAGCUUCAAGGAGACGCUCCAGAUCGCAAAGGGGGCGAAGGAGUUCAUGGACGCGUAUGCGUUUGCCAUCUCGCAGCACAAGAACUAUGAGAGGGAGGAGAAGGGCUUCUCGACUAUGGUCGCAUACUGAGACUGGAUUUCUCACCUUUUAAUCACGUAAUGAUGACGACCCUUUUCGUUUCUUCUUCUAUAGUUCCAAAUAGUUAGGUAGUAUAUUUAUGACCUCAAGUUCCAUGCAAAGUUAAUGUCAAGAAAAU
Messenger RNA from Aaosphaeria arxii CBS 175.79, 2474 nucleotides. RefSeq names its product catalase-domain-containing protein. Gene Ontology annotation, biological process: hydrogen peroxide catabolic process; response to oxidative stress. Gene Ontology annotation, cellular component: cytosol. The record is from RefSeq and is a predicted model, not a curated record. The transcript has 4 exons. Lineage: Eukaryota; Fungi; Ascomycota; Dothideomycetes; Pleosporales. The coding region runs from base 167 to 2347 and encodes 726 amino acids. Gene Ontology annotation, molecular function: heme binding; catalase activity.